Messenger RNA from Closterium sp. NIES-65, 1026 nucleotides. The record is from the annotation of a GenBank genome assembly. Lineage: Eukaryota; Viridiplantae; Streptophyta; Zygnematophyceae; Desmidiales; Closteriaceae.
AUGGACAUGGACGUGGACGUGGACGUGGACGUGGACGUGGACGUGGACGUGGACGUGGACGUGGACAUGGACGUGGACAUGGACGUGGACGUGGACGUGGAGGUGGACGUGGACGUAGACGUGGACGUGGACGUAGACGUGGACGUGGAUGUGGACAUGGACGUGGACGUGGACGUGGACGUGGAGGACGUGGACGUGGACGUGGACGUGGACGUGGAGAACUUGGACGUGGACAUGGACGUGAACGUGGACGUGGACGUGGACGUGGAGGACUUGGACGUGGACAUGGACGUGGACGUGGAGUGGACGUGGACGUGGACGUGGACUGGACGUGGAGUGGACGUGGACGUGGACGUGGACGUGGACGUGGACGUGGAUGUGGACGUGGACGUGGACGUGGAGGACGUGGACGUGGACGUGGACGUGGACGUGGAGAACUUGGACGUGGACAUGGACAUGAACGUGGACGUGGACGUGGACGUGGAGGACUUGGACGUGGACAUGGACGUGGACGUGGACGUGGACAUGGACGUGGACGUGGACGUGGACGUGGACAUGGACCUGGACGUGGACGUGGACGUGGACGUGGACGUGGACAUGGACGUGGACGUGGACAUGGUCGUGGACGUGGACGUGGACGUGGACGUAGAUGUGGACAUGGACGUGGACGUGAACAAGACGUGGACGUGGACGUGGACGUGGAGGUGGACGUGGAGUGGACGUGGACGUGGACGUGGACGUGGACGUGGACAUGGUCGUGGACGUGGACGUGGACGUGGACGUGGAUGUGGACGUGGACGUGGACGUGGACGUGAACAAGACGUGGACGUAAACAUGGACAUGGACAUGGACGUGGACGUAGACGUGGACGUGGACGUGGACGUGGACGUGGACGUGGAGAACUUGGACGUGGACAUGGACGUGAACGUGGACCUGGACGUGGACAUGGACGUGGACGUGGACGUGGACGUGGACGUGGACGUGUACGUGGAGGUGGACGUGGACGUGGAGGUGGACCUGGAGUAG